GCCGGGCCGCGAGUACGCAGCGCAGGGGCACAGCCCGAGGCGGACACGGCGAGCCACCCGUCAGUCCCGCAGUCGGGCCGGCUCCUCCCGUUCGGCCACGGCUCCGCUGCGGGCCACCCAGGAUUAUUCGCUGCCGGCUCCAGGCGCCGUGAAGGCGCGCUGGGCGCCCGUGGCCGCUGCGCCAGCUCCUCCUCCUCCUCCUCCUCCUGCUGCUCCUGCUCCCCGGGCGAGCGCGCAGCCCGGAGCCCGCCCCCCGCUGCUCCCAUGCGCGCGGGUGGGUCAUGAGCACAGCGCCCUCGCUUUCUGCCCUAAGAAGCAGUAAGCACAGCGGCGGCGGCGGCGGCAGUGCGGACCCUGCCUGGACCAGCGCGCUCUCUGGAAAUAGCUCCGGCCCCGGCCCAGGCUCGUCCCCGGCCGGCAGCACCAAGCCUUUUGUGCACGCGGUGCCCCCCUCUGACCCUCUCCGCCAGGCUAACCGACUUCCCAUCAAGGUGCUGAAGAUGCUGACCGCACGGACUGGCCACAUUUUGCACCCCGAGUACCUACAGCCCCUGCCUUCCACUCCCGUCAGCCCCAUCGAGCUUGAUGCUAAGAAGAGCCCGCUGGCGCUGUUGGCGCAAACAUGUUCGCAGAUCGGGAAGCCCGACCCCUCGCCUUCUUCCAAACUCUCCUCCGUCGCUUCCAAUGGGGGCGGCGCGGGCGGUGCCGGCGGCGGCGCCGGGGGUGACAAGGACGGAAAGUCGGGGCCCCUCAAGCUGAGUGACAUCGGCGUGGAGGACAAAUCGAGUUUCAAGCCGUACUCCAAACCCGGCUCGGAUAAGAAGGAGCCGGGAGGCGGCGGCGGAGGAGGCGGUGGCGGCGGGGGUGGCGGCGGCGGCGGGGGGGUUUCAGCGGAGAAGUCUGGAUUCCGAGUACCGAGCGCCACCUGCCAGCCAUUCACGCCCAGGACAGGCAGCCCAAGCUCCAGCGCCUCGGCCUGCUCACCAGGAAGCAUGCUGCCUUCGGCCGGGGGCGGCCCGGAGGGCAAGGAUGACAAAAAGGACCCCGACGCGGGCGGCGGCGGCGGCGGCAGCAAGGGCUCCGGAGCCGCCUCGGCCGAAGGGGCACCCACGGGGCUGGCACACGGCCGGAUUAGCUGCGGCGGCGGGAUUAAUGUGGACGUGAACCAGCACCCAGAUGGGGGCCCCGGGGGCAAAGCUCUAGGCUCGGACUGUGGCGGCUCCUCGGGCUCCAGCUCGGGCUCGGGCCCCAGCGCACCCACCUCCUCCUCGGUGCUGGGCUCUGGGCUGGUGGCUCCAGUAUCGCCCUACAAACCAGGCCAGACAGUGUUCCCUCUGCCUCCCGCGGGCAUGACCUACCCAGGCAGCCUGGCUGGGGCCUACGCCGGCUACCCGCCCCAGUUCCUGCCCCAUGGCGUGGCGCUCGACCCCACCAAGCCGGGCAGCCUGGUGGGGGCGCAGCUGGCGGCGGCCGCGGCGGGCUCUCUGGGCUGCAGUAAGCCCGCUGGCUCGAGCCCCUUGGCCGGGGCGUCACCGCCUUCCGUGAUGACAGCCAGCUUGUGCCGGGACCCGUACUGCCUCAGCUACCACUGCGCCAGCCACCUGGCGGGGGCUGCGGCAGCCAGCGCGUCGUGCGCCCACGAUCCGGCCGCUGCCGCUGCGGCACUCAAGUCCGGAUACCCGCUGGUGUACCCCACGCACCCGCUGCACGGCGUGCACUCGUCGCUAACGGCUGCGGCGGCUGCGGGCGCCACACCACCCUCCCUGGCCGGCCACCCCCUCUACCCCUACGGCUUCAUGCUGCCUAACGACCCACUCCCCCACAUCUGCAACUGGGUGUCGGCUAACGGGCCGUGCGACAAGCGCUUCGCCACGUCCGAAGAGCUGCUGAGCCACUUGCGGACCCAUACGGCCUUUCCCGGGACAGACAAACUGUUGUCGGGCUACCCCAGCUCGUCGUCUCUGGCCAGCGCCGCAGCGGCCGCUAUGGCUUGCCACAUGCACAUCCCCACGUCGGGCGCUCCGGGAAGCCCCGGGACGCUGGCGCUGCGCAGCCCCCACCACGCGCUGGGACUCAGCAGCCGCUACCACCCCUACUCCAAGAGCCCGCUCCCCACGCCCGGCGCUCCGGUGCCGGUGCCUGCAGCCACCGGACCCUACUACUCCCCCUACGCCCUCUACGGACAGAGACUGACCACCGCCUCGGCGCUGGGGUAUCAGUGAGGGAGGGUCGAGAGG
Pteronotus mesoamericanus is the source of this 2237-nucleotide messenger RNA. It is a transcript of the gene ZNF503, whose product is annotated as zinc finger protein 503. Gene Ontology annotation, cellular component: nucleus. The record is from RefSeq and is a predicted model, not a curated record. Gene Ontology annotation, biological process: negative regulation of DNA-templated transcription. The coding region runs from base 282 to 2222 and encodes 646 amino acids. The transcript has 2 exons. NCBI's taxonomy places the organism in Eukaryota, Metazoa, Chordata, Mammalia, Chiroptera, Mormoopidae.